AUGCGCGUGAAGGAAAACGACAGCGAUCAAACGAGGCAAACGUUCGGCGAAGCGAGUUUCGUCAAAAAGAGCGCUCCAUCGUUCUUCCGCAAUCUCCCCACAAGUCCAGUCACUCCAAGAAAGAAUGCUUUAUCAGUCAAACAGACUCUUCCAAAUCAGCAAAUGGAUGAGAAGCUACCACCCGAUGUUAUCGAUUUGUCCCUCUCGUCGGAUGAGGAGUGGAUGAACGAGGUGUUAAACGAUGAUUUUGAAGAAAAUAAGGACAAGCUUUCGGAUGAGAAACUCUGUGCUAAAGACGAUGCUGAUGCGACGGUUGUUGAUGAACAAAAAGAAGAGGAGACUUUUGAGGAAGCGAUUGAAGAAAAACCAGCCACACCACCACCAACACCAGAGGAGAUAAAGGAUGACUUGUCGACUAUCAAAGAAGAUGAAGAGUUCGAUUCGGAGGAUGAUGGCUGGGACGAUUAUAGGGCUGCACGUGCCACUGGAUCCACAUCGUUUGGGGUGGAGAAGCCGGUGGAAUCUGUCAAUGCUUUCGGCACAACUCAAGCGAUGGAUGGAUCGGGUGAUCAAAACAUGAACGUUGUCAAGGCUCCCACUUUUGGAAGAAUUCAAGCAACUGGUGAUCAGGAGCACAAAGAAAUCCCACCAAAAGACGAUAAUCCACCGAAGAAGCAGCAGAAGGACCUCCAUCCAAUAUACUUCGAUUUCUCACAGGAUGACAACGAAAAGUUGUCCGCUGAUGAAAGCGAUAAAAUGAAGCUCGUCACUACUCAGCCAGAAGAAACAGUUUCUGACGAGGAUGAUGGAUGGGACGAUUAUCGGGUGAUGAACGCACACACAAGUCGCAAUAUUAACAACAGCAACAAAGCAAAAGAGACGGUGAAUGGGGAAAAGACGGCUGCUUUUGGAGUGAUACCUGAAAAGAUGAACGAAUGGAUGACCAGAAAUGGUUCGAAAGGAGACAUUCAAGUAUCUAAUCAGAUGCCUUUCUCACUUGGAUCCACUGACAUUUCAAAGAAUACGCUCAACUGUAGUGGCAACUCUCCCGUGCCGGAUAUGUGGGGACCUCUGGUUAAAGCUGGCAAUGAAAAAAAGUCUUCAAAUUGGGCCGCUAACGAGUUCUUUUCAAAAGGCGACAGUGCUUGGAACAACGCUCUCGUGCGUGAGAAGCCAUCAACUCGCGGGCCUUGGCGGGGUAACUAUGGCGAGUUUGUGCCCGAUUUACCGAAGCGUGAACCGAUCGAUUCGAAGAGGCAGCUUUUUCAUCAAACGUCAUCUAAUGUCUUUGGUCUGCCGAGCCCACAAAAGCCGGAGAAACGCAUCGCUCGCGAAUCGUUGCAAGGUUUUGAGAGGGUUCUCAGGAUGAACAAAGCCGUCAACUCGCGUCGAGAGAACAAAUUGGCAGAGAAUGCCAAGAAGCUUUUCCAACGUUCGAAGACGCCCGAUUCAGAGCCUCACCUAUCGCAGCAGUACUUCAUGAAGCCUCCUGAGAUGAAGCGAGUGCCCUACGAGUCGUUUCUUUCACGAACAUUCACACCAUCUGAUGUUUCAAUGAUGCCAAAAUUCUCGGGCAACAACUACGGAAUGAGCGAUCGCUUAAACAGCAAUCACAACAACAAGGUGCCCUAUCCGAUGAAUUUCGAUCCACGACGUGCACAAAAUGCGAUCACCCCGGGGAAGCGGGCAGGCAGCGAGAUGCAAGAAGUCGCACCGUCAUCGCGUUCUUAUCGUAUCAUCGAGGGCACUAGACGCUUGUUCAAUAGUAAGGAGAUUCGUGACUUUGUAAGGAUGACUGAUCAACAGACGUAUUACAUGCUCGCCGAGGAUCUGGCUUUUUUC
Messenger RNA from Mesorhabditis belari, 1842 nucleotides. The record is from the annotation of a GenBank genome assembly. NCBI's taxonomy places the organism in Eukaryota, Metazoa, Nematoda, Chromadorea, Rhabditida, Rhabditidae.